Messenger RNA from Chironomus riparius, 1612 nucleotides. Lineage: Eukaryota; Metazoa; Arthropoda; Insecta; Diptera; Chironomidae. The record is from the annotation of a GenBank genome assembly.
AUGUGCAAUAAAAUUAACUUAGACGAAAUUAAUAAGAUUCCUAAAGAAGAAUUUAAGGAUAUAAUCGAAUCAUGGAUGGAUCAGAAGGCAGUUAUGAAAGAUUUACAGAAGAAAUUAAGGAAGCAAUUAUUCAGUGAUUUUCAAAAGACAGCAAUCGGAAAGGCCAUAGAAAUCCAGAAUCUAAAAAAAUCAUUUAAUCCAAAGGCUUACGUGCUGAACUCAAUGCAUGCUGAGCAUUUAUAUUGUGAGAAAUAUUUCUUCUCAUUAUCAGUCUUAUCUGCCGAAAUACAGCCACACGUCCUUCCAAACUUUGACGAAGAGAAAUUUAGGUAUGAGCGUAAAGAAAUUGUUGAAUAUAUGCAAAUUUUAGGACUAAAUAAGGAAGACAAAAUUGUUAAGCAAAUAAUCACAAGCUACAAAUCAUCGAAUGAAUCAUUAAUUAGCCUAUUACUCAAGCAUUUAAUCCUUACUCAUCGUGUAGUAGAGAGUAAAACGUCAGGAGCACAAACGGAAAUAAAAGCGCAGGUCAUGGACGUAUCGCAAAUAUCGUGUAGCACUAAAUCAACAAAGAAACUUAAUAAGAGACGAAAUCAUAGCCUUUUAGAUCCAGAUAUCAAAAGGAGCAAGUCAAAGAAUGGCGUGUCGCUAAUUGCUAAGAAUUUAGAUAAAAUGUCACACAAUAUCAGCAUGAUUACAAACAAAUUAGAAGACUUGAAGAAAAGUUCAAGUCAUGAUGACACAAAAUCAAUUAUCUCUUAUGUUGGGGGAAUAAUGCAACAGUUGAGUUCAUGUGUAAAUAACUUUGAAAAGUUGUGUAAUGAUAUUAAGACAAUAAAUGAGGAGAAGAAUAGCAAGUCGAACUAUGAGGAGUAUAUUGAUGACAUGAAAAAUUCAGAGAAUGGUAAAAAGUUUCUCAAAAAGUUCUCAAAAUCAUUUUAUCGAAUAUUAAAUGAGGAAAAGAAGAAAAUCCAAAAAGAUUAUCAACGAAAAUUAGAAAAGGAGAAAAAGAAACUUUCCAAGUUUCAUCAUAAGAGUUCGUUAAAAGCAGAACAUGCUCAUAAAACUUUGGUUUUAAAAGAGCCACUUGACAGAGAGAUAACAAAAGAUCUGAAUGAGAUUUAUCGUAAUGCAUUUCUAACAAUUGAGAACAUGGAGAAAGAAAAUCAAAUUCUUGAGAAAACACUUGAAAUUGAUAUCAUGAAUAAGAAGAAAAAGAGCGAGAAUAAAAUUAAGAACGAAGAAAAUCAAAAACCAGAAUCUAAUGUCGCAGAAAAUAAUUUACUCGCGAAAUUAGAUCUGAAUGAAUGUCGACAAAUUCAUUCAGCUGAAAGCUCAUCCAUCAAGAAUAAUGAACCACAUUCCUACAGUACGACAUCAUUUGAAGAUGACAUUAGUGAUGACAAAAACAUUUGAUCUCCUUAUCUUUACAAAAACUUGAGGAGGUAUAGCUCUAAUGAGCUGGACAUUCUCGAGUCCUUCAAAAUAAUUGAUUGCUCUUAAAGAUGAGUGCUCGACGAUUUUGACUUUAAAGUUUUUACUGCAAUCUAUUUUCUGCUAGCAAUUAUAGAUUUCCGUUUGUAUUCAAUUCUUGGAAAUUUGGUUCGCAAAAAAC